This is a messenger RNA of Ogataea haglerorum, 504 nucleotides long. RefSeq lists its product as uncharacterized. Gene Ontology annotation, molecular function: protein-N-terminal amino-acid acetyltransferase activity. The record is from RefSeq and is a predicted model, not a curated record. Gene Ontology annotation, biological process: N-terminal peptidyl-methionine acetylation. The transcript is spliced from 2 exons. Gene Ontology annotation, cellular component: NatC complex. Bases 1 to 504 code for a protein of 167 amino acids. NCBI's taxonomy places the organism in Eukaryota, Fungi, Ascomycota, Pichiomycetes, Pichiales, Pichiaceae.
AUGUCCGAGAUAGAGUAUGAGCCACUUUGUCUGGACGUGGACACACUGGGGCGGGAGACGAUCGACGCCCACAUAGAGCAGAUCAGACGGCUGGUGGACGAACAUCUGAGCGAGCCGUACUCGAUCUACGUGUACAGGUUUUUCCUCAACAACUGGCCCAAUCUGACGCUCAUGGCCAAGCACCAGGGCAGGGUCAUUGGAUGCAUCAUCUCCAAGGUGGAGCCGCACAAGAAUGCCAGGAUACAGCGUGGACUCGAUGAUCGACGCCUACCACUGCGACGAGAUCAUCCUGGAGACAGAGGUGGUCAACAAGGCCGCGCUGCGGCUGUACGAGAACUUCGGGUUUCUGCGUGUGAAACGGCUGUUCCGCUACUAUCUGAACAAGCACGACGCGUUCCGGCUGAUCCUGCCCGUGACAGAGAACAGCAGCAUGCGGUCGACGUUUCUGCCGCCGCUGGAGAACGCGCCGGAGUCCACAUACUAACGAUAGAGCUAGCAAUUUAA